GCCAAUGGCAGGCGAGACAGCCCGCUCAUACCCGGGCGCCAUGCCCACUAGCCCGGCAUUUCGGCAUUUCCUCUCUUCCCGGCAAGGCCACGACUGACAGAGCAAAGAGAGAGAGAGAGAGAGAAAUCCAGCCGGUAGGAUCUAUCGUGACCACGCAACUCGGGCGAGGGGGAGAUGCUUUGUCUGUCUCUCUAUGUGCCAAACUUCGGCGCUUCCCAGGGGGAAUUUGAGUACUUUGAGUCAAGGGGCCUCCCCGCCGGACUGAAAUCCAUCUUCAGGUUGAGCCUCUUGAUCCCUUCCCAGGAAUUCUCCAUCUAUCGGCAGUGGAAGCAGAAAAUCGUAAAAGCUGGAGAUAAGGAUCUGGAUGGCCAGUUGGACUUUGAAGAAUUCGUCCACUACCUUCAGGACCACGAGAAGAAACUGAGGCUGGUCUUCAAGAGCUUGGACAAAAAGAACGAUGGUCGCAUCGACGCUCAAGAGAUCAUGCAGUCCCUCCGGGAUCUGGGCGUCAAGAUCUCCGAACAGCAGGCGGAGAAGAUCCUCAAGAGCAUGGAUAGAAACGGGACGAUGACGAUCGAUUGGAAUGAAUGGAGGGAUUAUCACCUUUUGCACCCGGUGGAGAAUAUUCCAGAAAUUAUCCUGUACUGGAAACACUCAACGAUUUUCGAUGUGGGGGAGAAUCUCGCCGUCCCGGAUGAAUUCACCAUAGAAGAGAGGCAGACGGGGAUGUGGUGGCGCCACCUGGUGGCAGGAGGAGGCGCCGGUGCUGUAUCCAGGACAUGUACUGCCCCCCUGGAUCGUUUGAAGGUGCUAAUGCAGGUCCAUGCUUCUCGCAGCAACAACAUGUGCAUUGUCGGAGGGUUUUCUCAGAUGAUCAGAGAAGGUGGCCCCAGGUCCCUUUGGCGUGGCAACGGCAUCAACGUCUUGAAGAUCGCCCCGGAAUCGGCUAUCAAAUUCAUGGCUUAUGAACAGAUCAAACGUUUCAUCGCAACAGACCAAGAGGUCUUGAGGAUUCACGAGAGGCUGGUGGCCGGUUCAUUGGCUGGAGCCAUUGCACAGAGCAGCAUUUACCCCAUGGAGGUUCUGAAAACCCGGAUGGCCCUGCGUAAAACUGGGCAGUACACAGGGAUGCUGGACUGUGCGAAGAACAUCCUUGCCAAAGAAGGACUAGGUGCUUUCUACAAGGGCUACGUUCCCAACAUGCUGGGGAUCAUUCCGUAUGCUGGGAUUGACCUGGCCGUUUACGAGACGUUGAAAAACAGCUGGUUGCAACAUUACGCCGUGAACAGUGCAGAUCCAGGGGUCUUCGUCCUGUUGGCCUGUGGUACCAUGUCAAGCACUUGUGGGCAAUUGGCCAGCUACCCCCUUGCUUUGGUACGGACACGAAUGCAAGCUCAAGCCUCCAUCGAAGGUGCCCCGGAAGUCACCAUGAGGAGCCUCUUCAAACACAUCCUGAAGACCGAAGGCGCCUUUGGGCUCUACCGGGGCCUGGCCCCCAAUUUCAUGAAGGUGAUCCCCGCUGUGAGCAUCAGCUACGUGGUCUACGAGAACUUGAAGAUGACUCUGGGGGUGCAGUCGCGAUGACCACCAAGUGGCCUCUCGUGGACUCCUUUGGCUGAGCCUCAGAGCGACAGCUCUUGGGCGGAAUGGCCGUUUCAUUCUGUGAAUGGGUUGAAGACACUAAUGAGUUGUGUGAACCAAGCUGUGAUAACUCCCAGGCCCAGAGGGGACUGGGGGGAAAGAGGGGUGGGGUGGGGCUUUUAUCUUUGUCUUGCUGUCAGAAGCACCAGGGCGGGGGAAUGAAGGACCAAACUAGGAAACCCCCCCACCCCACCCCUCCUCUCUAUCCUUUGGCUAGGAGACCAUCCCAAGUUGCUUCUAAAGGAGCCAAAGACUUGGGACAAUCACUUUCCCCCCAAUCCGCUUCAGAGCGGGACGAUAGAUCCAUCCUCCCCUCUCUGUUUUUCUUGUUGGGGCCGCCCGCGUCUCCCGCCCACGGCUUCGGUUCCCCAAAUAAGACCUGGAUAAGGUAGAAAUGGCUAAGAGCCAAACCCCCCCCCCCCAAUAUCUUUGCUGUUUACAUCACAUUCUGCUGGGUGAGAGCGAUUUACAUUACAAUCCUGACACUGCAAUGUAUAUUUUUUUAAUUUAAAACAAAAAAACCAGGUUGGAGGGAUGAGGAAUGUUACUUUUAUCUCCUCCUCCUCUUCCUCCUCCUCCUCAUCCUCGUCGUCCUCCUUCUCCUCCUCCCCUCUUCCUCCUCCUU
This is a messenger RNA of Thamnophis elegans (Western terrestrial garter snake), 2266 nucleotides long. It is a transcript of the gene SLC25A25, whose product is annotated as solute carrier family 25 member 25. The record is from RefSeq and is a predicted model, not a curated record. The transcript has 10 exons. Gene Ontology annotation, biological process: transmembrane transport. Gene Ontology annotation, molecular function: calcium ion binding; ATP transmembrane transporter activity. Gene Ontology annotation, cellular component: mitochondrial inner membrane. NCBI's taxonomy places the organism in Eukaryota, Metazoa, Chordata, Lepidosauria, Squamata, Natricidae. The coding region runs from base 175 to 1584 and encodes 469 amino acids.